GCCUCGGCGCGGCCCGAGUGCGCAGCGGCCGCUCCGCCCCGCAGUGCGCGGCGGCGGCGCAGCCAUGUGGGUGUUCGGCUACGGCUCCCUCAUCUGGAAGGUGGACUUCCCCUACGAGGAGAAGAUGGUGGGCUGCAUCCCGGGCUACAGCCGCCGCUUCUGGCAGGGCAGCACCGACCACCGCGGGGUGCCGGGCAAGCCUGGAAGAGUUGUGACCCUUGUUGAAGACCCUGAGGAGUGUGUUUGGGGUGUUGCUUAUAGAUUGCCAGCUGGACAAGAAUGUGAAGUAAAGGCGUAUCUGGACUUCAGAGAGAAAGGAGGCUACAGGACUACAACUGUCAAUUUCUAUCCAAAAGACACAUCAAUGGCACCAUUUGAUGUAUUGUUAUAUAUUGGAUCCUGUGAUAACCCUAAUUACCUUGGUCCAGCACCUCUAGAAGAAAUUGCUAAACAGAUUUUUAAUGCAGUUGGUCCUAGUGGAAGAAACACAGAAUACCUGUUUGAACUUGCUAAUUCUAUUAGAAAUCUUGUACCAGAAGAUGUAGAUGAGCAUCUCUUCUCCUUAGAAAAACUAGUAAAGGAACUCUUGGAAAAACAUCAAAACCUAAAUUGCAUAUAAAAAAGAUUGUCAACUUUUAUGAUCUUGUUUCAUCUUAAAAAUGGCUUUGUUACACAAUGGGUAAAUGACUUGGAAGCUAAUUUAUCUGUACGCUAUCUUAUUUAAUACUGCAUUCAAAACACAGUAGCUAAGACUCAUUAGAACAAAUCAUUAUAAAGAAAUCAUUCUUCCAAGACUCUCUAGAAAAGGGGAGCAGGUUUUAGGUUUGAAUUUGGUAUAUUAGCUUCUUAUCCAAAGAUCACAACUUUCAUUAUAAAAAAAAAAGGGGGGGGGGGAAAUCACUUUAGCCACCCUUUCUUUGAAGAUUUUUGAUUUUGGGUUUGCAAAAAGCUUUAAAUUAUUUUUAAGAUCGAAGGCUGCAUUCAGAUGUAACUCCCACUGAUUUAAGUGAUAGGUUUUUUUCUGAUUUGAGAACACAGGAUUGGAACUCAGUGCAGCUAAAAAGAUAAAUGUUAGGUAUUUAUUGUGAACUGCAUAGUAAAUGCACCACUUCUAUGAUACCAAGAUUCAACUCCAUUGAAAUUAAGUUAUUCCAUUGAACUAGUAGUCGUACCUUUUGCAUGUUACUUUUCCUUAGAAGCAGAGGACACACUUCUAUUGUCAAGGAAAUAAUACUUUUCCUUGGCUAAUUAUUUCAAGCCCCUGAAAAAUCAAAGCACAAGGCACUUUGAUGUAAAUAAGCCAUAUCAUAUGGGUGCCUCAUUUUAAGAUUAAUAUAAAAAAAUAAAGCUAAAAUGUUAAAAUAACUAAGGAUAUGACUUGAAUGCACAAUACAGCACAAAUGUUCUGAAAUUCUCAUCUUUGCUAUUUGCCUUUGGAUGCUGUUGUAACCUCUUUAAAAGAUCAGCCAAUCUUUUAGGACAGAUUUGAAGUCAAUUUUCAACCAUCUUCUAGGGAUUCACAGACAAAAAGGUAAUUAAGAAAGGAAUUCUAUUUUCAGUAGACUUGUGUGUGUUGUAUGGACAUACAAUCAAAUAAGGUUUGAAAGACACCAACUUAGGCUAGUAGGUUUCCUUUGAGUAAAUGGGGUUUUCAUCCCAACAAAAACUUUUCUUGCCUCUCAAAAUUUAAAGUUAUUUUUAAAAGUUAAUUUAACCCUUAGCAACCCCUAUUUUUUUGUAUGUUAACAUAGGAAAAGUCCUAUUUCAAAUAUCGCAUAGUAUCACAUUUUCUCAAACAGAAAAAGUGUAUGUAUUCUGUUGUAGCUUGCAAGCCUACAUUCUGCAUCAGUAACUGCAAAAACCAAAUGUUUACUACACAGGUUGUCCCUUUUUCGACUUUACAUCUUACUGUUUUGUAUUCGUAAUUGCUUGAAAAUAUCAGGAUCAUCAACAUAACACACUUAUGAUUUUACUUGGCCAUCUAAAAAAGCCAACAGAACAUAAAUGAAUGUUACAGAGAAAUAUCUGAAAAAGGCACCCAAAUGAGUAGAUUGUGGGAUAUUAAAAUUUAAGUGUAAAUUAUAGAUAACUUGACUGCUGAAAAUAUUUAGCCAAAAAACACUUUCAGACUAUUUUAACAAUUUUAAUUUUAGGGCACUUCUGGCAUCUCUUAAGCAUGCAUUCAUUGAGAAAAAUAGUCCUUUUUAGAAACUACUGAUUAAAAUUAAUGGUUUAAUGUCGCUAUUUUAAGAGCACGUGAUAAGAGUAUCACUUGAUGAUCUAGUCUAAACUGCAGAAGCAAAUCUUCAUAUUAGUGAAAUCAUAUGUACUGAGGCCCCAUUUUUCCAUUAGUACACAUCAAGUUUCUUGUAAACUAAUGGAAUAGCCUUCAGGCUUCAAAGGUCUUGAUUUUCCACUAAGACAUGUGUAAGAUGGACAUAACUGAGUAGAAAAACAAUCUCAACAAAUUUAGCUGUACAGCAGGACAGAAACACGAUCAGAAUAUUCAUGUUUCUAUAGAUAAGACUAUGUAUGUUUCUAUAGAUUGAAGAUGUAGAUCUUCAGUCAUUAAGAUGAGUGAAAAGGGAAUUAGAGUGAGCUCACACAGAUGAUUUACAGUGAUAGUCAGCACCCAAAUAAACAUUAAUAUAAGCAUGUUCCAUUACACACACAUUUAUUCCCCUUGACUUAAAUGGUAGUUCUUAAGUGUUUAUUAGAUACUUAACUGCCAAAAAAUGUUAUGAUUUCCUUCAAGAACAUUUAAAUGUUGCAAAGAAAUACCAACAUUUCUCCCUUAAAAAUAUAAGUAUAUAUAUAAAAAAGAAUUACAUAUAUAAAAUCUCCUUUUUUCUGCUUACCUCAAGUUUAAGCAAGCUGUAGUAAAGUUAAAUCAUGUCAAAUGGACAUGUCCAGUCUAUACAUUAUUUUUUAAUUCUUUCUUCAAAGGCUUAUCCUGUUCCUUAAGAGAGGGCAGAAGAUGCAUAAACUCACUAUUGAUCCAAAAAACAGUGAUGAUUCUCACUUUAAAUCUAUAUUUAAGCUCUGAAUUUUGUAUCUUUAAUCAUAUUCAGAACAUUGUGGGUUUAUUUGAUUCCAGAUUCAUAAAACUUGCAAUAAUAUCUGUCAUGAUACAUUCCAGUCUGUGCACAGAACUUCAAUAAAAACGUCUCACAUUAAUGGUGUUAAAA
Rhea pennata is the source of this 3188-nucleotide messenger RNA. RefSeq names its product ChaC glutathione specific gamma-glutamylcyclotransferase 2 (gene CHAC2). Gene Ontology annotation, molecular function: gamma-glutamylcyclotransferase activity; glutathione specific gamma-glutamylcyclotransferase activity. The transcript is spliced from 3 exons. NCBI's taxonomy places the organism in Eukaryota, Metazoa, Chordata, Aves, Rheiformes, Rheidae. The record is from RefSeq and is a predicted model, not a curated record. Gene Ontology annotation, cellular component: cytoplasm. Gene Ontology annotation, biological process: glutathione catabolic process. The coding region runs from base 65 to 619 and encodes 184 amino acids.